AUGUACUCCUAUUGUAUAAAAUGUGUUAUUUAUUUGCUACUGGAUGUGAUGUACUCAUUUCCCAAUAAAAGUGGUGCGUCAGUGGAGUCUUUUCCCACUGCAUUUGGUAUUCCCAUUGGUUUAGGCAAACUGGUACAAGGCAUGUGGUUGCUUGACCAUCAUGAUCAUGAGAGCUCUCUGGAGCUGCUCUUGCAUCCAGCCACCAGUCACUCACUUUGGAGCUGGCAACAUGAGCGUGUCCUGCAAGCUUUGAUGUGUCAGCAAAAGCACACCCUUGCUCUACGCUACUUGCAUGUGAUGAAGCCUCCACUGUGCACUACCAGCCAAGCCAAGCUUUCCCUUUCAGUCCUGCUCCAUAACAGGUGUAUUGUGGAGGCAAUGGCGUUGUUAAGGCAGCACUGUAAUAAGUUAAACAUGGAAGAGCUGAUGAAGUUUCUCUUCGAUACGUGCCAGGAGCUAGGUCUGAUGAAAGAGCUACUGAAUCUGCCACUUGGCAUGGAAGAACAGGAGUGUUUGAAACGAUUCCUUCAAAACUCUGGAGGUUUCCAGAAUCGAGAGCUGCUUAUGGUCCACUACCUCCAGCAGGCCAAUUAUGUUCCUGCCCGUCAACUCAACCAGACCCUCAAAAUGAACCUUGCAGCCGAUCAGGAUCCUAAGAUGAAGGAAAGGUCAAACACUAGGAACUCCAUUUUAAACCAGUAUUGGAAAGUUCUUCCACGAGUUCAAAGGAAACUAGUCAUUGAGCGAGCAAAACUAUACCAACACCCUGCUACGAUCCACAGAGAAGUUAAAAGACCUCAACCUUUGUCAACUGUAGCUAAUGUCAUGACUCGAGCAGCUUUUAUCAAUAAUGUUCUUUCAAAAAUUGAAGAAGUUUGGGUUGGCAAGAACCCUACUCCAGAGUCAUCGCCUUCCAAAAGCCCCAGAGAGGCAGAGAUGCAAGUGCCAAGCCUGUUUCUUCCCUCGCCAAAUCUACCCGAGCCCUUUGUAGGAAAACCUAUUAAUAUGUUAACCAAAAGGAUGUCCAGGCUUUUGGAUUUGGUCGUGCAGCCAUCUUCCCAAACUUCUCCAGAGAGUUCUAAUUUGCCGGGUACACCAUCAAGGUCCAUAAACUCAUGGGCUGGCCCAAAGAGUAUCAGUAAAGCUCCAGAGCUCAAUCUGUUGCAAACUCCACAAGUGGUAAAGAGAGCUCGAGCAUUGGCAUCAGGCCCAGUUUACUCAGCCUUCAUCCCACAGUCUAUUCUGAGGACUAGCUUACGACCCACUCCUGUGGCCACCCCUUCUGCUUCUCCAGGCCGGUCCAUCUCUCCUACACCUCGCCACAAAGAAAGUCGCAUUACAUUUAUAGAGGAUGCUGACUCUCUAGAGCCUCCCACGGGAUCUGUCCACUGGAACAACGGGAUUGCCUUUAACAGGGAGAUCAAUACACCUAAGAGGUCGUCCCCACCUCCCAAAGCAAAUAUUGAAGUCUGGAGCGAACAUUUAGAUUUAGAAGAGGAAGACAAACAUCUAAGGACACACAACCCCUUACUGGAAGAAGGAGAUAAUCUUGAUGUACAAUCUGAGAGUGGGUCUUCUGUACAAGAGAUCCCAGCAGAGUUGUCCAAACAAGUGCUACCAACUCUUGUGUCUCGGCCAAGUCUCGGGCAAGAAGCAAGUUUUGUCUCUAAUCAGUCUGAUUCCACUCUCGAGUUUAAUAAAGCUCCUUUACCUGAGGAUUUUAUGGAAAUGCAGAAGAAAUGUAGAGCAGUUGACAGCUUUGAUCAUGAGGUGACUGUGAAUCUUCCUUCUUCAGAUAAAGAUUUGUCGCUAGUAGAAAUACAUGAAAGGGAAGAGUUGCCCUCUAUUGCAACGCCUGAGAAAGAGCUGGAAAACUUGCCUAGUGGAUCAAGCAUAUCCAACACAGAGGAAUCUCAGAGUCUUGAACUUGAAUUGCCUGUAAAUGUUGAGAAUAAUCUUGAGAAGGAAGUGAUUAAGGAGCAUUCACAGAUUGACAUUCACAUUCAAGUUAUAGAAUUGGAGCAUUUGCUUCAAGUUCACAAACCAAGUGACUCACUAGAGGGUUUGGCUGAGGUUUCAGUUCAUUCUGACAUCCAAGAACUUAGAGAUGCAGAAGAAUCUGUAGAUGAAUCCUCUAUUGUUGUUGAAGCUGUCAAUAUAAUUCCUGUGGAGGAAUAUGCAGCCCCUAGCACAUCUGAAGAACCAGUAGGCAAAGAGGAAGAACCAGUGGAACAAGAACCGGAUAUUGAGCCAUCUGUUAAAUCUGAAAUUCCGACGAAAGAGUUGGUGAGCCAUGAACCUGUUGCUGACAUUAUUGGUGAACCUAAGAAAAGUGAGGAAUGUGAGGAGGAAUCUAAGGAAACGUCAGAUUUGGAUGCCUUUGUGGAACAGCAUUUAUUUGGCCCAGACCUGUCUCCACCCUUGACUCGGACCAGCAUUAAAGAAACCCCAGAUGCAUUAGUUCAAAGUGAACCAGUUUGUGAUGUUGAGGAAGUUCAACCUGUUCCUGAGAACGUAGCAGAUUUGAAAACACAGACAUCUGUUACCUCAUCAGAACAUGCAACCUCAGAGUCCAGAUCUGUGGUGACCUUGAAUGACAGUGAUGAGCUCACUAGUGCCCAAUCUGAGGAUGAGUCAGAAGAUAAAGGAGAGUCUGGUGAUGUGAAUUUCGAGGACUCCGGUAGUGAGGUUGAGAUCAUAGAAGAAGUAAAAGGUAACGGUAGGAGUAACCACCAGUCUAGUCCUGUCCUUUUCUUGGAGGAAGUCCUACCACAUGAGCAGUAUCUUCAGGAACAAGCAGAUGCCGUGCUAUCAUUGGUCACCCCUGAGGAACAGCUGAAAGUAUUGGAUAGUGACAUGCCUUUGGGGGAUGGAGAAGUGGUAAUGGUUGGCCUAGCCCCUGCAGAUGUGGAUGAGGAAGAUGCCGUGUCUUAUACUGAACUAAAACCAUCCACCACUCUCCUCGUACCUGUAGAGCUGGCUGAGGAACCGCAGAGGCACCUUACUUUACAGACCCUUAGCAGUGCCCCAGAUGAAGCACCUCCAGAAGACUGUGGCAACUUUACUCUUGUGUUGGAUCCCGAUGUGGAGGAGGUGCCUAACACUUUAGAGUUGGACUCCAAUAAUGAUUUCAUACCUUCACAUGAGCAAGGACAACCAAAGGAUAAUCAGCUUAACUCUGAGUUGGGCACCUUGGAACAAACUGUUGAUGCUCCUGAAGACUUGGAACCAGAGAUGGAGCCUGUUGAGGAACCUCUCGUAGAGGAGGAGCAAAUGGAUUCUCAAGUACCUUCUACACCACAACGUGUUACAAGGAGUGGCAAGCAACUGCUGGACAUUCCAGUUUCUGUUACACCCAGAAGCACCCGAAAAGCACAUGUAGAACAGUUGGGUAAUGACGUUGACCAAUGUAUACCUUCUGCAAAAGUAUCAAAGCCUACAAGUUCAGCACAAAAGACCCCACAGAAAGCCACACCUAGGAAAAAAUCCCGAAGACUAAGAGACACAGUUUAUAAAGAAGAGGAGCCCAUAUCAACUGACCCCAGCAAUGACCCACAACCACAGACCAGACAGAGUGCCAUAAAAGCACUUCAAACAAUCAUUGAAGUUCCUGAGGAACAGCUAAAAGUAUUGGAUAGUGACAUGCCUGUGGGGGAUGGAGAAGUGGUAAUGGUUUGCCUCGCCCCUGCAGAUGUGGAUGAGGAAGAUGCGGUGUCUUAUACUGAACUAAAACCAUCCACCACUCUCCUCGUACCUGUAGAGCUGGCUGAGGAACCGCUGAGGCACCUUACUUUACAGACCCUUAGCAGUGCCCCAGAUGCAGAAAGCUCAGAAGAUGCAGUAAAUUCCCAUCCUAAAGAGGACAAUGGCCCGGUAGAUGAUGCAGUGGAAACUGAAGCUGUCAAAUCCAAAAAGAAGAGAAAAACUAGGAAAAAGGCGGCCCCAGAACCUCCACCGCCUGUUGAGAUCAGUUUCCUCUCUCCUUUGGCUAGUCCAGCCGAACCAAAUGCAAGAACCGAAAAGAGUACGGACGUGAAGGAUACUCCCUUGCUGAAGAUGAAUCUACGACUCUGUAGGCAGUUUCUGGACGAUGAAGGCAUUGACGCCAUUGACUGGCCUUCACAUUCUCCAGACCUUAAUCCAAUUGAGAACCUCUGGGAUCUCAUGUAUCUGAAGACAUCAAGUAGCACCAUAUAG
Molecule: messenger RNA, 4197 nt
Organism: Paramisgurnus dabryanus
Lineage: Eukaryota; Metazoa; Chordata; Actinopteri; Cypriniformes; Cobitidae
Source: RefSeq, a predicted model, not a curated record